This is a messenger RNA of Solenopsis invicta (red fire ant), 1090 nucleotides long. RefSeq lists its product as uncharacterized. NCBI's taxonomy places the organism in Eukaryota, Metazoa, Arthropoda, Insecta, Hymenoptera, Formicidae. The record is from RefSeq and is a predicted model, not a curated record. The transcript has 3 exons. The coding region runs from base 1 to 399 and encodes 132 amino acids.
AUGUUGCCAACUAGACAAUUUGUUACUUCCUUAUCACUCGACACGACUCUCGCUCCCGCUCUUUCUCCCUCCGCUGCUGGCCGCGCUACACGUGCCACCGCAGAGAAUACACGCGAGCGUGCUGCGCCACACUGCGCGAUCCUCUUCCCGGUCGUUCCCUCGUUCCGAGAUGAACGAGAGGAGGAGAAGGAAGAGGAGCAGGAGGAGGAGGACGAUUUGUUAGAGGUGCCGCGCCGCUCCGGGAAACUGGGGAUCCGCACGAGUGGGAAAAUCGGGAUCCGCUGCUUACGAAUUCGAUCCUGGUUCACGCUACUAGAUCUUCUCUACACUGCUCUGCUAUCGGAUACGUCAAUGCUCGGCAACAUCCCACGAUCGUACGCUAUCAGUGCUGGAUGGUAAGAGCACGAUGUUUCCUUCCGGUUACAACCAGCGUUAUCGGAGAAAUGUUGUACGUUCGACAGAAGGCCUUUGUUAAUUUCUACAAUUUCAUCCUCGACGCUAUUGAACUAACUUCUUGCAAAUGCACAAAAUUACAUUUCACGAUCGUUUUGUUAAAAGAAUGCAAAGAGCGAUGAUAUUUCUUAAGAAUUUCUGAAAUUUUAGAAAGAAGCUCGCAACGCCGCUUUUAGAUCAAUUUUAAAUUUGCAAAUAAUUUUAACAGAGAUACUCAAUCGUGUGUGAAGAUGGCUCGUAUAUUAUAUAUAACACAUCAUUGCCUAUCGAGAAUGUUAAUCAUAUUUAACUGGAACUCACUUCCUGUUAAUAUAUGUCAAGUGACUAUAUUUAUACCAUCUUCAAGAGAGGUAAUUAAUUCUUCUACUACGCAUGACGCGUCAACUAGGUAAAUAUAAAUUUAAUUUGAACUAAUUUCAAUAUAUUCAAUUAUUACAAAUAUCAAAAAUAAAAAUAAUAUAUUAUAAAUAUUAAAAUAAUUUAUCUAAUAAUUUGUAUAUAGUAAUAUUUUGUUACAAUAAUUAAAAGAAUAUCAGAAGAAUAUAUUAUAUCAUUUUUCCUCAGUAACACAAAAUUCUGAAAUUUGAUGACAUGAUCGAUUGAGUAUUCCGUCUUAACAAUCUAAAACAAUAUUAUA